Messenger RNA from Peniophora sp. CBMAI 1063, 1467 nucleotides. The record is from the annotation of a GenBank genome assembly. Lineage: Eukaryota; Fungi; Basidiomycota; Agaricomycetes; Russulales; Peniophoraceae.
AUGUCGGAAUCCGUUCUUCAAGCCGAGCUGGCAGUCGCCAAGGCGCGGUUGGCUCUGGCCCAGGCCCAGGAAGCUGCCCGCGCUCAAGUUGCGGCGGCGGGUGACCCGUCAUCGAUACAAAAGGCAAGAGAGUCGGGCAAAUUUACUAGCGAUACGCAGGACUGUGCGUCGACGCCGGUCCGCGAAGACGGCAUCAAAGACGCGACGAGCGCAGAGACUAUCGAAAAGGCGCCUAAGCGCGUCGAUGGUAACGCACACGCCGAAGCCUGGACGAAGCUUCUCGAAGAACCGUUCACACUGGACGCUCGCGAAUCUGCCGUGCACGGCAUCGACUCAACAACCACUGACGCCGAGGUCGAGACGCAGCCGGAUAACGACGAUCUACGUGUCGCUCGUGAACUGGCCGGGGCGUCCGAAGACGAGAAUGUUGCGGAAGGUGAUAAAUGCGCUUCCGAGCGCGCGUUGAAGACAAGGCGCUCAUCCGCGCGAACGGGGCGCGCGGCAACUCGGGCGAUCCUGGCUGAGGAGGACGACGCGGAGACCUCGGGGUCUGUGACGCCAGCCUCGAAGAGGAAGAGGAGCGAUAUAGAGGAGCUGAGUUCGUCCGAGGAAGAGAUGGAGAACGAAAGUAUAGGUGCGGAAGAAGUACUGGCCGUCGCGCUCAAUAAGGGCGCCGCUCCGAAGGGACCCACAUUCGAGUUCGCCGACGCCGUGAUGCGCUUCGCGGCUUUUGCGUUUUCGUACGCCAGCCUGUGGGGCAAAGAUCAUCAAGAGGUCGUCGUGUCAAUGAUCAAACCGCUCGUGCAGCUGGAACUUGCGCAUUGGUUCGAGCUCGGACACGAGAUGCCCGGCCUCCCGUCUAGCGCCAUUUCGUGGGUCUCGCACCGCCGCGCGGCAUGCAAGGUCGACGACCCAAGCUACGUGCGCAAUACGCUCAAGGAGGCGCACCUCGAGCACAAGAUGCUCUCCUGCAUGAGCACGCUCCGGUCUCUCAAGUUCGCCGACGUCGCGCUCAUGCACGGGCGGCGUGGAUACAUCCUGCUGACUGGGCGCCGUGCGUGGGUGAAGUCGCCCGGCUGCUGGACGCUCUCGUGCGGGCGAACGGCGGCGAAGAUAUGGAGUUCUCCGUCAGAGACCCCGUNUCUCGUGCGGGCGAACGGCGGCGAAGAUAUGGAGUUCUCCGUCAGAGACCCCGUACUCACCGCGCUGACCACCAUCAAUCACGACGCUACAGCCGCCGUGACGGCCAUCCUGUCGAAGCGCGCGGACGAGCUGAAGGAGAUGGAGGCAGGUCGUCUCAGGUCCAGCACGAGGAGCCCAAAGGCGACCAAGCGCGCUAGACGGUCGGCUUCAGCUUCGCCGAUCAAGGCGCCGGGAUCGCCUACGAGUUCGAGGUCGAGAGCGCGGGGCACCAAGAAGACGCACGCAGUUGGGGAAGCAUCGUCAAAGGGUUCAGCCGAGAAAUGA